AUGUACGUUGAUGGAUUCACCCUUUUCCUUGUCUUUGUCCGUCAUCUAUAUUGGUUUCUUUGGAGCGUGCUCCUUAUGUGUUGUAAUCCAAAGAUGGCUGUUGCGACGUUCCAAAACGCGGUUGGUGCCAUCCAUUGUUGUCAGCGAUACGACGGUGGUGGCUCCGCAGCAAAAUCGCUCUCCGUGAGCUUCUCUGGUCGAUUAGUUUCGAAAGGCUUCGUCGGCGAAAGUGGCUUGCUGAUGGAAGUAAGCGACUCCGUUGCUUUCCGAGGAAGGAAAUUUGGGGCGGUUCGUGCAAUGAAUCCUCAAACGCCGGUCGCCAGUCCGGUUUCGGUUCCUUCGAAGAAUCCCAAUGAUCAGAGGAAGAAAUCAAAUGAAACUGCGCUGAUUUUGAUUCGUCAUGGAGAGUCAUUGUGGAAUGAGAAAAAUCUUUUUACUGGCUGUGUCGAUGUUCCACUUACUCAGAAGGGAGUUGAAGAGGCGAUUGAAGCUGGGAAAAGAAUUAGCAAUAUCCCGGUUGACAUGAUCUUUACAUCUUCGUUGAUCCGUGCUCAAAUGACUGCGAUGCUUGCCAUGACCCAGCAUCGUCGCAAGAAGGUUCCUAUUAUCUUGCACAAUGAGAGUGAGCAGGCUAAAGCAUGGAGUCAGAUAUUCAGUGAAGAAACCAAGAAACAAUCCAUUCCCGUGGUAGCUGCUUGGCAGUUAAAUGAACGAAUGUAUGGAGAACUACAGGGUCUCAACAAGCAGGAAACUGCUGACCGGUUUGGCAAGGAGCAAGUACAUGAAUGGCGUCGUAGUUAUGACAUCCCUCCCCCUAAUGGAGAGAGUCUGGAAAUGUGUGCUGAAAGGGCAGUUGCAUAUUUCAGAGAAAACAUUGAACCCCAAUUACAGGCUGGAAAGCAUGUCAUGAUUGCAGCUCAUGGAAACUCUUUAAGAUCAAUAAUUAUGUAUCUGGACAAAUUAACUUCUCAAGAGGUGAUAAGCUUGGAGCUUUCAACUGGUAUUCCCAUGUUAUACAUAUUUAAAGAAGGAAGAUUCAUCCGAAGGGGGUCCCCAGUGGCACCAUCUGAAGCUGGUGUUUAUGCUUACACUAAGAACUUGGCUCUCUACAGGCAAAAGCUAGACGAAAUGUUAAACUGAUACAACAGCGGUACCGUCUUUUGAAGGUCGUCAUCCUCUAAAGCAGCCCCUCCUAGCUCCUGUUAUUUUGUAUUGUGGGGCAUUACUAUUGUAUGUACGUGUUAAACGGGGGUUUUGUCAAAAGAACUAUGAAGCCCCUAUUUUAGCGAUUCUAUUAUACCCCUAAAUGUGGGUCUUUCCUAUUUUCUAUUUUCUUUUUCUUCUCUGUGAUACACUGUUUUCUGCUGUGUACAACAGAUUAUUCUUUGUUUAGUUUUGAGUUAUUCCUAGGCGAUUAAUAUAGUUACCUUUCAGUUUGUCA
This is a messenger RNA of Nymphaea colorata (pocket water lily), 1441 nucleotides long. Its product is annotated as 2,3-bisphosphoglycerate-dependent phosphoglycerate mutase 1-like. Gene Ontology annotation, molecular function: intramolecular phosphotransferase activity. The transcript has 8 exons. The record is from RefSeq and is a predicted model, not a curated record. Lineage: Eukaryota; Viridiplantae; Streptophyta; Magnoliopsida; Nymphaeales; Nymphaeaceae. Bases 1 to 1140 code for a protein of 379 amino acids. Gene Ontology annotation, biological process: glycolytic process.